Messenger RNA from Dioscorea cayenensis subsp. rotundata (Guinea yam), 2131 nucleotides. Its product is annotated as pentatricopeptide repeat-containing protein At1g31920. Gene Ontology annotation, molecular function: RNA binding; zinc ion binding; protein binding. The coding region runs from base 196 to 2022 and encodes 608 amino acids. Lineage: Eukaryota; Viridiplantae; Streptophyta; Magnoliopsida; Dioscoreales; Dioscoreaceae. The record is from RefSeq and is a predicted model, not a curated record. Gene Ontology annotation, biological process: RNA modification. The transcript is spliced from 2 exons.
GAUGACAUUUAAAACCAUAUGCCCAAUAUACAUGUGUCCCUUUAAAUUUUCAAAAAAAUAAAAUAAAAUAAAUAAAUAAACAAAUAUUCAACACCAAACCUUUUCUUCUUCAAGUUUCAGAAAUGGAGCUGAUCAACAACAUUCAUCUUCCCAAUCCAUUACAAUGAAGCAAUCACAAAACUUUCCUCAUUUGAUAUGAUGGUAGGAAGCUUAGCAGUUCACCAGAAUUUAUACCUGAUAACACCUUCAAACAAUCCAAUUCAAUGGCCAGAACAGAGACCAAGAGAACAGCAACAAGCUUCAUGUAUCCCUUCUCUUAACCAGAUCAAAACCAUUGAAGAGUUCAAGCAGGUUCAUGCUCACUUCUUCAAGCUUGGACUCGAUCAAGUUCCUCGUCAUGCCAGUGAGCUCCUAUCAGUCUGCGCUUUGUCGCAAUGGGGUGACAUGGAUUACGCUCGCUUGAUUUUCGAUGAAAUUGAUCAACCCUGUGCAUAUGAUUUCAACACAAUGAUCAGAGGUCAUGUUAAGGAUUGUGACCCAGAUGCUGCGGUUCGAUACUAUAAAGAGAUGCUGGAGAGAGAUACACUGCCGAAUAAUUUCACUUACCCAUUUGUGCUCAAGGCCUGUGCUCAGAUAUUAGGCGAAAAAGAAGGAGCUCAAAUCCAUGGACAAGCAAUCAAGUUCGGGCUCGGAACUGAUAUCUAUAUCCAGAAUAGUCUUAUCAGCAUGUAUGGCAAGUGCGGAGAGAUGAAAUAUUCGAGCAAAGUCUUUGAUCUUGCAGGCACUAAUAAAACUAUUGCCUCUUGGAGUGCAUUGCUGGCAGCUCAUGCCAGAAAUGGCCAGUGGAAUGAGUGUCUGAAUUUAUUCAUGAAGAUGAACAAUGAAGGGUGGAGAGCUGAUGAAACGUCGAUGGUUAGUGCACUCACUUCAUGCUCACAUGCUGGCGCAUUUGAUCUUGGCAGAAGCAUCCAUUGCUCAUUGCUGAGAAACAUCAGUGAACCAGAUAUGACUUCGCAGACCGCCUUGAUUGACAUGUAUUGUAACUGUGGAAGAUUGGAGAAAGGGUUAGAUAUCUUUGAAAGAAUGAAAAUAAAGAAUGUGUGGACUUACAGCGUCAUGAUCUCAGGACUAGCAAUGCAUGGCGAUGGUGAGGGAGCUCUACAAAUAUACUCGAGAAUGCUCAAACAAGGCCUGGAGCCCAAUGAGGUAGUUUAUGUCAGUGUUUUGAAUGCUUGCAGUCGUGCAGGGCUGCUCAAAGAGGGCCUUCAGUGCUUUGAUCGGAUGAGAUUUGAGCAUCGAAUUAAACCAACACUUUUGCACUACAAUUGCAUGGUAGACCUCAUGGGGCGUGCCGGGAAGCUGGAGGAGGCACACAAGCUCAUCAAGGAGAUGCAGGUUGAGCCAGAUGAAGUGACAUGGCGAUGCUUGCUGAGUGCCUGCAAGGUUCACGGAAACUUUGAAUUGGCGGAAAUUGCACAUAGAAAGCUACUAGAGCUGAAUUCACAGAAUACUGGCGACUGCAUAAGUUUAUCAAACAUGUAUGCACAAGCUAAAAGAUGGGAAGAUGCAGCAAAACUCAGAAAAGAUAUAGCAAACAGAGGAUUGUCACAAGUUCCGGGAAUCAGUAGAGUGGAGGUGAAGGGGAAGAUGCAUACCUUUGUGUCACACGACUGGUCACAUCCGCAGAGCUACGAAGUGUAUGAGAUGUUGUAUCAGAUGGAGUGGCAGCUGAGGUUUGAAGGAUACUCACCAGAUGUGUCUCAGGUGCCGGCCAAUGUCGAUGACAAGGAGAAGCGACAAAUGCUCAGUGCCAAUAGUCACAAGCUAGCGCUUGCCUUCGCUCUCCUGAACACAGGCAAUGGUAGUAAAAUACUAAUAGUUAGUAAUAUUCAAAUAAGCAGAGAAUGCCAUGAAUACACUGCAUUGAUAUCACAAAUAUUCAAUAGAGAAAUCAGCGUAAAAGAUAGGCAACGAUUUCACCACUUCAAGCAAGGGCAAUGUUCAUGCAGAGGUUACUGGUGAACCGAACAAGUGAAGAAACACAUACCAUGAUCUCCACAGUCAAUCUCUGUAAAUAUUGAGUGCAAUAAUCAAUAUCUUCAAUCCAAAUUAGUCUAUCAAAUUUGAUUUC